Molecule: messenger RNA, 1489 nt
Organism: Lotus japonicus
Lineage: Eukaryota; Viridiplantae; Streptophyta; Magnoliopsida; Fabales; Fabaceae
Product: equilibrative nucleotide transporter 1
Exons: 2
Coding region: 92-1333 (413 amino acids)
Biological process (GO): nucleoside transmembrane transport
Cellular component (GO): plasma membrane
Molecular function (GO): nucleoside transmembrane transporter activity
Source: RefSeq, a predicted model, not a curated record
CAUGAAAUAAAAAAGCUAAAGUGAGUGGUGUCAUUAUUAAGCGCACCACUGACCAGAAACACGCACCGACCCGAACCCGAACGGAAUCGAAAUGGGUUUCACCGAAUCGAGCCUCCUUCUACCGUCGGGUUCUGGUUCAUCGCCGGCGAAGAAGGUUCCAGAAGACAAAUGGCAGUUAGCAUACAUCAUCUACUUCACCCUCGGCCUCGGUUACUUGCUUCCAUGGAACGCUUUCAUCACCGCCGUCGAUUACUUCUCCUACCUCUACCCCGACGCCAGCGUUGACCGCAUCUUCGCCGUCGUUUACAUGCUCGUCGGUCUCUUCGGACUCUUCCUCAUCAUCCUCUACCGCCACAAGUCACAAGCCUUCGUUCGCAUCAACCUGGGUCUAGCCUUGUUCGUCGUUUCGCUGCUCGUUGUUCCUCUUAUCGAUGCGUUUUACAUUAAGGGUCGGGUCGGGUUGUAUGGCGGUUUCUACGUCACUGCUGGGGCGGUUGCACUUGCUGGUGUGGCUGAUGCGUUGGUGCAGGGGUCUAUUGUUGGCGCCGCCGGUGAGUUGCCGGAGAGGUACAUGCAAGCUGUCAUCGCUGGGACUGGCUGUUCUGGGGUACUUGUUUCUGUCCUGAGGAUAUUUACAAAAGCUGUCUACCCACAAGAUGUCUCCGGCCUGCAAAAGAGUGCAAAUCUCUACUUCGCUGUAUCAAUUGUAAUUAUGUUUGUGUGCAUGGUUUUGUACAAUGUUGCACACAAACUUCCUAUUAUGAAGUACUAUGAUGAACUCAAGAUUCAGGUUGUCAACGCUGAUGAAGACAUUGGUCCCCUGACUGGAUCGGACUGGAGGUCAACUGUAUGGGAUAAUGUGGGAAGAGUCAAGUGGUACGGGUUCGGCAUCAUGCUCAUUUAUGUUGUGACUCUGGCUAUCUUUCCUGGUUACAUUACAGAGGAUGUGCACUCUCAACUUCUAAAGGAUUGGUAUCCAAUUCUGCUUAUCACUGGCUACAAUGUGUUUGAUCUUGUGGGCAAGUCCUUGACUGCAGUGUACCUCCUAGAGAAUGCGAAAAUUGCAAUAGGUAGCUGCAUUGUGAGGUUGUUGUUUUUCCCUCUCUUUUUUGGGUGCUUACACGGUCCCGAAUUCUUCCGGACAGAGAUUCCCGUAACAAUACUGACUUGCCUGUUAGGGCUUACGAACGGCUACCUGACCAGUGUAUUGAUGAUUUUGGCCCCUAAAACUGUGAAGUUGCAGCAAUCGGAGACUGUAGGGAUUGUGUGUGUGUUAUUCUUAGUUAUUGGUCUGGCUUCUGGGUCUGUUAUAGCUUGGUUUUGGGUCAUCUGACCAAGCAACUUGUAUUUAGGACUCAAAAACUUACAUGUAUUAUGGCUUCACUCUAAGCUGGGGUGGGUUUCUGUAUCUUGAACAUUUAAAAAUUUGUAAGCUUAUCUGUUGAUAAUAUUUCUCAAUUCUAAUGAACUUUAUUACCCUUGAACUGUA